UUCUCCAUCCUCAGGUCCAAGAUGGCGGCGGUGGCGGCUCCUACGGCUCCAUCUCCGCCUCCCCCGCCCCCGUCGGGCCCGUGCUGCCCCGGCUCGUGGCCGAACUUCGCCGUGGUCUGCUCCUUCCUGGAGCGCUACGGGGCGCUGCUGGACCUGCCCGAGCUGCCCUUCCCCGAGCUGGAGCGCGUCCUGCAGCCGCCGCAGGAGCCCGGGGACCAGGUUCCAAAAGAGUUGGUAGAACUUCACUUGAAACUGAUGAGGAAGAUUGGGAAGUCUGUCACAGCAGACAGAUGGGAAAAAUACUUGAUCAAGAUAUGCCAAGAGUUCAACAGUACUUGGGCAUGGGAGAUGGAGAAGAAAGGAUACCUGGAAACGAGUGUUGAAUGCAAAUUGGGAAUUCUGAAGUACCUCUGUGAGUGUCAGUUUGAUGACAAUCUAAAAUUUAAGAAUAUCAUUAAUGAAGAGGAUGCUGAUGCUAUGCGUCUCCAGCCAAUUGGUCGAGACAAGGAUGGUCUAAUGUAUUGGUACCAGCUGGAUCAAGAACAUAAUGUGAGAAUGUACGUAGAAGAACAGGAUGACCAGGAUGGGUCUUCUUGGAAAUGCAUUGUCAGAAACCGAAAUGAGCUAGCUGAGACGCUUGAGCUUUUGAAAGCACAAAUCGAUCCUGCACUGUUGAAAAAGAACAAUCAGCAGGACAGCUCAUCACGUGAAAGCCCUAGCAUAGAAGAUGAAGAUAGCAAAAAGGAAGAAGAAAUAUCUCCACCAGGAAAUGAAUUAAAAAUAAAAGAAGAAGAGGAGAACAUGGAGGAACAGUCAAAGGAAUUGGAAAGCCUUCCUCCACCUACAGUUCCAGCAGAUGAAAACAUGAUGAAAAUGGAGAAAGUGGAAGAAAAGGAAAUUAUAAAACUGCCAGUCAUAGUAAAGCUAGAAAAACCUUCAGAAAACAGUGAGGAAAAGCAGAUUACCAAAGAAGAAAAUGAUUCCUUUAAAGAAAAUGUCAAGCCUGUUAAAGCAGAAGUGAAGGAAAAUAAAGUAGAACCAAAAGAUUUAAAAGAAGUAAAAAGCAGCACAGAUAAAAUAACAGUACAUGAGCCUGAGAGAUUAGAGUUUUGUGUCAGUGUCAAAACCCCUCAAGAAGUUGUGGAGAAAUCUGCAGAAGAAAGUGAGAAACUUAAAAAUGACCAGCAGGCAAAGAUACCACUGAAAAAGCGAGAGAUCAAGCUGACAGAUGACUAUGACAGUCCAAUAAAGGGGUCCUUGUGUAAAUGUGUUACUCCAACAAAGGAUGUCUUGAAAGAGGAAGGAAAACCAGAGGAGGAGGGUUUUAGACGAGUCCCUACAAUCACUGCUUUAUGUCCUGAUGGGAAAUUGCUAGUAAAUGGAGAGGUUAGCAGUGAAAAAGUCGCCCAAAAUGUCACCCAAAAUAAUAAGUCAGAACAUUCCAUUAGCACAAAGGAAGACAUCAGCAGCUCAUCGAAGGAGAAAAAUUGCGUAAGUGGGGGGAAAAUAUCAGACUCUUUAAACUCUGUUAGCAAAAUUGUGAAAACAUGUGAAGAUGAGAAAAAUGUGCCUACCGACAAAGAGGUAGCUGCUACGAUCUCUGAGGUUUCUAAUCAGAAAGUGCCUUUAAAGGAGGAAUCUAGUCUUAUGGAAAAUGAGUCCCUCGACAGUAUGACUUCUGAGGUGGCAAUGGAGGACUCAUGGAAAGCAGGAUACUGCCCCAAGAAACCUGAAGAGAAAUUAGCUUUGAAAACUAGGAAGGACAGACGACCACCACUCAAAGAAUGUUUAGAAAAGCUGGAAAAGUCCAUGAAGACAUCCACUCCUAAGGAGCUACCCAAGCUUGAUCUAACAGAUGAAGAGGGUUUGAAAAGUAAAAAUGAACUGGAGAAGAAAUCUGACUCUCCAAAAGCAGCUGAAACACCUCCAUCGUCUAUUCCUCCUGUUCCUUCCGAGAAAUCUGCUUUAGAAAAAGAGGGCUCAGAUUCCAAAAACAUACUUCCUGAUGAAAGCAAAGUUCAGGAAGGAUCAGAUUCAGAAAAACAAAAGGAGGAAUUUGAAGCUCCCCGGACAGAACCAGAUAAACAAGAUAAUGCCCAAACCUCUAAUACAGAGGAGUCUUCAGAGACUAAAAAGGAAUCUGCAGUACAAAAAAGCAAAUUUAAAUAUAAACUGGUUUCUGAAGAGAACAUCUGUGUAACAGAUAACAAGGAAAUAACCUCCGAGAGGCAGAAGGAAGGGAUCAAGUUAACCAUCAGGAUCUCCAGUAGAAAGAAAAAGCCUGAUCCACCUCCGAAGACUCAGGACACCGAGCAGAAGGAAGAGGAGGAAGUCAAUGUUGGUCGCACUUUAAGGAGGUCUCCAAGAAUAUCUAAACCUACUCCAAAAGUGGUGGAGACUCGGGAUCAGAAAACUGACAAAAAACGAGGUGAAGAAGAGGAGGAGAAAUUGGCAGUGCUGCAAAAGCAAGACCGAAGAGAGGAUGUGAAAAAACAAGAGAAGGAGUCCAAUUCUAAAGUGAGCAAGGUCACACCGAGAAGCAAAGUGCGGUGGACAGGAACUCGAACACGUGGCAGGUGGAGAUAUUCAAGUAAUGAAGACAGCGAGGAGUCUGAGACCGAAGAAAACUCUGAGGAGGAAUCUGAGGGGGGAGAGGAAGAAGAGGAACCUGCACCUGCUGAUGAUGAUGAACCAUGCAAGAAGUGUGGCCUUCCCAAUCACCCUGAGCUAAUUCUGUUGUGUGACUCUUGUGACAGUGGAUACCACACAGCCUGCCUUCGACCCCCAUUGAUGAUAAUCCCAGAUGGAGAGUGGUUCUGCCCACCUUGCCAACAUAAAUUACUCUGUGAGAAGUUAGAAGAACAAUUGCAAGAUCUGGACGUUGUCUUGAAAAAGAAGGAGCGGGCAGAGCGAAGGAAAGAGCGAUUGGUGUAUGUGGGUAUCAGUAUUGAGAACAUCAUCCCACCACAAGAGCCAGAAAUACCAGAAAGUCAGGAAGAAAAGAAGAAAGACUCCAAAAAGUCAAAAUCAAAACGGCUUGAAAGGAGGUCUACUAGAACACGGAAAUGCAUAAGUUACAGAUUUGAUGAAUUUGAUGAGGCAAUUGAUGAAGCAAUAGAAGAUGAUAUCAAGGAGGCCGAUGGAGGAGGUGGUGGCAGAGGCAAAGACAUGUCUAAUAUCACAGGUCACCGGGGAAAAGACAUUUCCACCAUCCUAGAGGAAGAAAGGAAAGAAAAUAAGCGGCCACAAAGGGCCGCUGCAGCACGUCGCAAGAAACGACGGCGACUGAACGACCUCGAUAGUGAUAGUAACCUGGAUGAGGAAGAGAGUGAGGAUGAGUUCAGGAUCAGCGAUGGAUCUCAGGACGAGUUUGUUGUAUCAGAGGAAAACCCAGAUGAAAGUGAAGAUGAUCAGCUGUCAAACGAAGACAGCGAUACAGAGUUCUGUGCCCGUAGACCCAGGCGACACCACUCCAGGCCAAUGAGACAAAGCAGGCGAUUACGAAGAAAAACAGUCAAGAAAAAAUAUUCAGAGGAUGAUGAAGAGGAAGACUCUGAGGACAAUUUAAGUAGGGAGUCUGAAAGUGGUGAUUACACAGAUUACAGUGAUGAUGAUUACCUGGAAACUAGGCGGAGAAGAUCAAGGCGGAAUCAGAAGAGACAAGUUAACUAUAAGGAGGAUUCAGAAAGCGAUGGCUCACAGAAAAGUGUUCGAUACGGAAAGGAGCUAAGACGACUUCAUAAACGCAGGCUUCCCAGUUCAGACAGUGAAGAGAGCUACAUGUCCAAGAACUCUGAAGAUGAUGAACCAGCAAAGGAAUCAAAGCAGUCUAUUCGAAAACGUAGCCGAAGUACAGACGAAUACUCAGAAGAAGAAGAAGAGGAUGGGGACGAACCAGAGGAGGGGAGACCUGUCCGCAAACGGCUGAAUCGAAUUGAAACAGAUGAUGAAGAUAACUGCGACAAUGCGAACAAAGAUGCAGAAAAGCCUGCACCUGCAAAUAAGCCGUCAGCACCUCAUGCUCCUCAUGACAGCACCAAGAAGCCCUGCUACCGGAUAGAAAGUGAUGAUGAAGAUGACUUUGAUAAUGUAGGGAAAGUAGAAAGCCCGUUGGACUACAGCCUAGUGGACUUGCCUUCCACCAAUGGACAGAGCCCAGGUAAAACUAUUGAAACCUUGAUUGGCAAACCAAGUGAGAAGACUCAAGCCCCCAAGGACAGCACAGCCAAUGCCAACCUGGCACCCAAUGGGACGGGGGGUGGGCAGGAGGUGGUAGGGCCAGAGGAAGAGGAGGAUGAACUUUUGAGAGUGACUGACCUUGUUGAUUACGUCUGUAACAGUGAACAGUUAUAA
Molecule: messenger RNA, 4353 nt
Organism: Emys orbicularis (European pond turtle)
Lineage: Eukaryota; Metazoa; Chordata; Testudines; Emydidae
Gene: RSF1
Product: remodeling and spacing factor 1
Exons: 16
Coding region: 22-4353 (1443 amino acids)
Biological process (GO): negative regulation of DNA-templated transcription
Cellular component (GO): RSF complex; chromatin
Molecular function (GO): histone binding
Source: RefSeq, a predicted model, not a curated record